AUGACCUCGGGAGACCAGCUCACGGUCAAGCCGCCAUGUCAUGGCCGAUAUACUGCCUCUCAGAUUACUGUGUAUCUGGGUACAGAGACUCUGGAAGGAACCAACAUGAAUCAGGUGUUCAGAUCUGUCACAAGUGUCACCAUAAACCCCAACUACAAUUCAGAUACCAAUGACAAUGACAUGGCCCUGCUUCAGCUGUCUUCCACAGUGACCUUCACCCCCUACGUCACUCCUAUCUCUCUGGCUGCCUCUGGUAGCACCUUCUUCAAUGGAACCCUGUCCUGGGUCACUGGCUGGGGAAACAUCGGCUCUGGAGUAAGUCUUCCAUCUCCUGGGUACCUACAGGAAGUGCAAGUCCCAAUUAUUGGAAACAGGCAAUGUUUCUGCUUAUAUGGUGGAGGAAUCACAGGAAACAUGAUUUGUGCUGGAGCUAUACCAGGAGGCAAAGACUCCUGUCAGGGUGAUUCUGGAGGUCCACUAGUCAUCAAACAAGGUUCUAUUUGGAUCCAGGCUGGGAUUGUGAGCUUUGGUAAUGGUUGUGCUCAGGCAAAUUACCCUGGUGUGUACACCAGAGUGUCUCAGUACCAGAAAUGGAUCAACCAGGUGAUCACCAGCAACCAGCCAGGCUUCGUCACGUACACGUCUAAUGGAACUAAUGCAGACCUGAAUGUGUCCUGCAGUAACCUGCCUCCUGCCACCACUGUUGUGACCACAACCACCAUGACCACCGCUCCACCUGUGGUAUGUGGCAAUGCCAACCUGAAUGACCUUUCGGGAGCGGGCACUGGCUUGGCGUCUGCUGGCAUGUGGCCGUGGAUGGCAAGUGUUCAGCGUAAUGGUACCCAUGUCUGCGGAGGAACGCUGAUCAUGAGCUCUGCUGACUGCUUCUCUGGCUCCACCAAUGCUUCUGACUGGACUGUGAUCCUGGGCCACCUCAUGCAGAACGGCAGCAAUUCCAAAGAGGUGUCCAUCAAAGUGGCAAACAUCACGUUCAGCAACACUUCACAAAACAACAUAGCAGUGCUGCAGCUGACCGUUAAACCAACGCUGUCCAACUACAUCCAGCCCAUAUGUGUGGACCAGGGCAGCAACAACUUUGCUGUGAACACUCAGUGCUGGGCAGCUGGCUGGGGCUCAGGAGGAGGAGCUCAACAAACUCUUCAGCAAAUCAACACUUCUGUCGUGAGCUGUGAUAGUGCAUCUGCAUCUACCAGCAUCUGCACACAAGCCUUUCCACUAGAACAGAGUGAAAGAGGAGGACCUCUGAUGUGUAAGGUUGGGGCGUCGUGGUUCCAGGCAGCGGUUCUGACUUUGCUCACUAGCACAGCCAACAGCACUAGCACCAACCCCAACAUCACCAACCCCAACAUCACCAACUCCAACAGCACCAACUCCAACAUCACCAACCCCAACAUCACUAACUCUGACAUCACCAAACCGAACAUCACCAACUCCAACAUCACCAACUCCAACAUCACCAACCCCAACAUCACUAACCCCAACAUCACCAACUCCAACAGCAUCAACUCCAACAUCACCAACCCCAACAUCACUAACUCCGACAUCACCAACUCCAACAUCACCAACUCCAACAUCACCAACUCCGACAUCACCAACCCCAAUAGCACCAACCCCAAGAGCACCAACCCCAACAUCACCAACUCCAACAUCAUCAACCCCAACAUCAUCAACCCCAACAUCAUCAACCCCAACAUCACCAACUCCAACAUCAUCAACCCCAACAUCACCAACUCCAACAUCACCAACUCCAACAUCAUCAACCCCAACAUCACCAACUACAACAGCACCAACUCCAGCUCCAGCAAAAGCCUGCAGGUGGAUGUGGUUACUCAGAAGUCAAUAAUGACUUUCUCUAAAACCUCAGACUUCACCUAA
Messenger RNA from Electrophorus electricus (electric eel), 1896 nucleotides. The record is from RefSeq and is a predicted model, not a curated record. Lineage: Eukaryota; Metazoa; Chordata; Actinopteri; Gymnotiformes; Gymnotidae.